GCAGUAGUUAUCGUUGCUGUUUUGCUCUCUAUUCCUCACAAGGUUACUAUUAAUACUGCUGGAACAUGAAAAUUCAGCUUUCCAGCGGCCCCGCCUUUGCGUCUACCCCGCCAUGAGCUCGUCUCUCGAGGCCAAGAUCGUCAUCUUGGGCUCGCAAGGUGUUGGCAAAACGUCCCUUGUCCAACGCUAUGUGAAGAAUGCUUUCAGCCCCGUAGGAACCGCGUCCACCGUCGGCGCAUCCUUCGUUACCAAGCGUGUUCUCGACAGUGCCUCUGAUACAAUUGUCCGUCUGCAAAUAUGGGACACGGCCGGACAGGAGCGGUUUCGGAGCAUUUCCAGGCUGUACUACCGUGGCGCUAACGCUUGCCUCUUGUGUUACGAUAUUACGGACGAGCAGAGUUUCCAGGAAAUGACAGGAUGGUUGUUGGAACUGAAGAACAAUUUGGGCGACGAGGAUCCCGUUGUCAUCCAUGUGGUCGGGACGAAAUCGGACAUUGUUGCACUGGACCCAUCACGUCGCCGUGUUCCCUUUGAACGCACGAUCGCCUACGUCGCCGAACAGCUGUAUCCAUCUCAAGCGUCGACACCACCCCCGACUGCCGGCGUCAGCCAUUCGUCUAGCACUACACUGCAGGGCCUUGACAGCAAGCGCAGCAGCGGAUUCUGGGGACAGGACAUUGGAUGGGAUUGUUGUCAUGAAAUCAGUGCCAAGGAUGGCGAGGGCAUCGAGGAGGUCUUUCAGGUCAUCACACGUAAAUUGGUUGAGCAGCGCAAUAAACAACUCGGGGUUACCUCGUCCCAAGGGUCUGCAUCUGGAAUGGACGGCGUGACAUCGCCGGUAGGCCCGCCUCUCGAUGUCAACGGCAGCUUUCGGUUGGGCCAUGGUGACAAGCGUCGGAGCUGGCUUGGAUUUCCGCCGAGUAGCGUUGGUGAUGAAAUAGACGAGAGAAUCGAAAUUACGAAAAAGAAGGGAAGAUGCUGCUAAAGUCUCUUCACCGUUUCCCUUGUUCCUGCGUUUGGAACAUCUCGACAUUCACUUACAUUCGGUACUUUCGCAGCCCAUUGUAUUGAUCUGGCGUUCUUUUUUGAUAUUAUAUAAAUCGUGUAUUGCAUAUUGCAAGCCUUUCGCUCUUCUCUCCUUUUCUCUUUUUCUAGCUUUCCCCUCUCUUUUGAAUCUCUACCCUGGCUUACUUUUCUUUGUUACCCCUUUUGUGAAGAGCGUUGAUGCCGUUUUCUGUAAGUCAGUCA
Aspergillus alliaceus is the source of this 1248-nucleotide messenger RNA. Its product is annotated as Rab family GTPase. Gene Ontology annotation, biological process: intracellular protein transport. NCBI's taxonomy places the organism in Eukaryota, Fungi, Ascomycota, Eurotiomycetes, Eurotiales, Aspergillaceae. The record is from RefSeq and is a predicted model, not a curated record. The transcript has 2 exons. Gene Ontology annotation, molecular function: GTPase activity; GTP binding. Bases 113 to 985 code for a protein of 290 amino acids. Gene Ontology annotation, cellular component: endomembrane system.